Brassica rapa (field mustard) is the source of this 697-nucleotide messenger RNA. RefSeq names its product H/ACA ribonucleoprotein complex subunit 2-like protein. Gene Ontology annotation, cellular component: nucleolus. Lineage: Eukaryota; Viridiplantae; Streptophyta; Magnoliopsida; Brassicales; Brassicaceae. Gene Ontology annotation, molecular function: RNA binding. The record is from RefSeq and is a predicted model, not a curated record.
GUUUCUUCACUUCUAUAAAAAAAACCUUUUUGCGCCUAUCGUCAUAAACCCUACUUGUUUUCACCAUCGUUUUCACUCAGCCGCUACUUAAAUAUGGGAAGCGAUACAGAAGCAGAGAAGUCGAUCCAAAAGGAGAAGAAGAAGGUCAUCUCUCUUGCUCCGAUCGCCAAACCUCUCGCCGGCAAAAAGCUCCAGAAGAGAACAUUCAAACUCAUUCAAAAAGCUGCUGGAAAGAAAUGUUUGAAGAGAGGCGUAAAGGAAGUGGUUAAGAGCAUAAGACGUGGCCAAAAAGGAAUAUGUGUUAUUGCUGGAAACAUAUCUCCGAUUGAUGUGAUUACCCAUCUUCCAAUCUUGUGUGAAGAAGCUGGUGUUCCUUACCUCUACGUUCCUUCCAAAGAGGAUCUUGCGCAAGCCGGUUCGACAAAACGACCAACGUGUUGUGUACUUGUCAUGCUUAAACCGGCUAAAGGAGAGCUAAGCGCAGAAGAUCUUGAAAAGCUAAAGACAGACUACGAACAAGUCGCUGACGAUGUUAAAGAGCUUGCCUCUGAUGUAAUCUGAUUAGAAACUAGAAUCAAAGAACACACUUAACAUGUGUUUCUGUCGUCUCCUAGUGGUUUUGUUGGUUAAUGAAUAUGAUUAGAAUUGAAGGCCUUGGAAAAAUGCUUUUUACAUUUAUUCAAUUUUGUUGACGCCA